GUGUCGACCUGUUCCACGGUGCCAUCAGGGUUCACUUUCCUCAUCCCGGUGCUCUCAGGGAAUGCUGGUCGCCAGUGGGCGCGGAAGCGGACAGUUCUACUCUCUGAGUCUCAUUAUGAGUUUGAGGUGAAAUGUAAUCUCCCAGAGGUUGCUCCGGUAGCUCGUUUGGUAUCGAAGUGCCGGAAUAUGGAGCAUUUGGUCUCCCUUCUCCAGAUGCAAUGGACGAUCGCUUAGCGCCUCUGCCAAGAGGUGUUCUGCUCGCUAGCUCGGCCUUUAAAUGCUCAGCAGCAGUCAUGUUUGCUAGCCUUAUCGCUCGUCUGUUGUUAACAACAUCGGCGUUAGAACCACUCAGCGCCUUAACACCUCGCUCCGAGUGGGACGCACUGGAUGAAAAAGAAGAUGAUUCACUCUUUGAAGUGGGAUGCAUAUCGAACGAUGGACGAGGGGGCAGCGAAUGGUGCAUCGGGAAAGUGUUAGAUGAGUCAGCAACUGCAACUGGGACAUGAGGGGUGGUUUGUAUGGUAGAGCCUGAAACGGAGUGGGAGUUGCU
Messenger RNA from Cantharellus anzutake, 550 nucleotides. RefSeq lists its product as uncharacterized. The record is from RefSeq and is a predicted model, not a curated record. The transcript has 2 exons. Lineage: Eukaryota; Fungi; Basidiomycota; Agaricomycetes; Cantharellales; Hydnaceae. The coding region runs from base 219 to 506 and encodes 95 amino acids.